Messenger RNA from Aspergillus ochraceoroseus IBT 24754, 1539 nucleotides. RefSeq names its product transcription factor domain-containing protein. Gene Ontology annotation, molecular function: zinc ion binding; DNA binding. Lineage: Eukaryota; Fungi; Ascomycota; Eurotiomycetes; Eurotiales; Aspergillaceae. The record is from RefSeq and is a predicted model, not a curated record. Gene Ontology annotation, biological process: DNA-templated transcription. The transcript has 3 exons. Bases 1 to 1539 code for a protein of 512 amino acids.
AUGCAAUCCCAGCCGUCACCGCCUGGGCCCGCAACUCUCGGACAGCUCCAUCUCUCGAGCCAGAUUCCAAACAGCUUUCGUGCCUUCAGCGGUCUGCCCUUCUUCUCUAGCCAGGGCCAGCAAUGGAUAGGAGACCGUACCGGGCAGCAUGUGGAUCUGUACAGGUUUUAUUGUUAUGGUCCGCCGUGGCAAUCUCAACGCGUUGCCCGAACCGAGGACAUGUACGCAUAUUUUCGGGCCCAUGACCAUCUCGAUCUGCCGCAUCCGAAUCUCUUACAUGAGUAUCUGCAUAAAUUCAGGACAAGUUACCGUCGCGUGAUGUUCCCGGUGAUUGAACUGGAAGGGUUCCAGUACACCAUUCAGGCCGCUUAUGAGCACAAAACUACCCACUACUCGCCCGACAUCCAUGGUGCAAGAGCUUGUAUAUUUGCGUUCAUGGCGUUCAUGGCUAUCCCGGAGCGACAGUCGACGAUGGCCGAGCAGUACACAUACGAGGCCAUGUUUCUGGUGCCCGGCAUCCUCCAGGGAAUGGCCAGUAUCGACGCGGUCCAGACGCUCCUGACCCUGACUUGCUCUCGGCUGUUCCUUUAUGGGGACGCAUUCUCGGUGGAUAUCAUGCUCUCGGCGGCUGCGCGGUUCUUGUUCAAUCUGGGCGGGAAUAUCCCGACCCGGACUACUUCGCUCUUCGCCCUACGUUGUCGAACUUUAUUUUGGACAAUAUACACCAUCGAUAAGGAGCUGUGCUUUCGCACGGGGCGCCCCCCAUCAUUAUGCGAUGACCAGUGCGAUUUGACGCUUCCUGACGAGACAGAAUACGCCAACCAGGUCGGGUACGGAAUUCUCCCGAAGCCUGGUCCUGAUCAUCUCCACAUUGCAUUCCCCACCGAUCUACGGAUCGCGAUCAUCAAGUCUCGAAUAUACACUAGGCUCUGGUCAGUGCCUGCCCAGUUCAAAUCUGACGCGGAGCUUCUACAGACGAUCCGCGAGUUGGACGUAGCCGUGGAAGAGUGGAAAGUGCACUUGCCCACAGUGGAAGAUCCGGUUGUGCUCAACCCGGAGAUGGCCGACGACUUUGACAUGCGCCAUCGUUUCUGGCUGUUGAACUUUCAGUACCAGUAUUGUGUCGCGGCCAUCCAUCAGACAACCACGGGCUGCGCGGCCUGGAUUCGCGAUGAAAACCAGCAGCUACCCGGGAUCACCUCGAGUCUGGCUGUUGCUGUAGCCGCGAGCCGGAGUCUCCUGGACAUCUUGAUGGAUCGACGGUUUAGUCUCGAGAUGGGUUCCUUCUGGUUCGACAGCUUCUAUAUAAUCUCCGGGGUCAUUACCCUUUUUUGCAAUAUAUUGAAGAACCCACUGGCGCCCACGGUGGGGAACGAUAUCUCCUACUUCCACAUGAUCGCGAGGCGUAUCGAGGAGAUCAGAGAUCCUGCCGAAUUCCAGGCUGACCGGGGCCGUACCCGGGAGUUUGUGGUCGAGCUGUGUCGGUUGGCGGAGUGUGCGGUACACUUUGCUAAUCAGUACGGCAGUGAAUCACCUUAA